AUGGCACCUUUUUCUUUUAUAAAAACAUCCACAUUAAUCUUUGCAUACCUAUUCUUAUGGUAUCAAACCAAUGAUCAACACCAGGUGAGUGCAUUAAGCACAUUAAAGGAUGAUGAUGUGUCAGAUUCAAACAGUUUAUACUCAUCAGAGGAAGAUAUAAAUAAUGGAAAUGGUCAUUUAAAGACAUUACAAGCAGAUGGAACAAAUGGUCCCCAUAAGGGUUAUGGGGAUUAUCAUCAUCCCCUUAAAAGGGGAGGGGGAGGAACUUCUCCCCCCUUUGGGGGACAAUACCCUCAUCCUACAAGAAGAUAUGGAACCACAGAAAAAGACCACGUCACUUCAAAUUUUGGAACCUUGAAGAGUGGAACACCAAAAAAUAAAAGUUUCUCUCAAAGGAGUAAAAGGGUGAAGGAUGUAUUUAAAGCUUUAUGGAAGAAAUGUGUAUGUCAUGGUCAUAAACAUCAACGUUUGGUAAUAAUUUUUGCGAUAGUUAUUAUGGUGGUACUAUAUUUAUUAUUUUUGCAAUUUGGUUGCGCAGGUAUGGGAUCCCAUGAAUUCUUCUUGCCCCUAGGGGCUAUGGAGAAGGGAAAGGAUUUGAUUAAUAUUUAUUCCUGCGUUAAGACGGCUUCCGAUUCAUCAGGAAUAAUUUCUGUAAUUCCAGCACUAAUAGGGGCCCUUGUGAUAGGUGCCUUAUUUGGAUUUUAUUGCUGGAAACUGGAGCAAUGUAAGAAAAGAGAAAAAUUUUAA
Molecule: messenger RNA, 747 nt
Organism: Plasmodium knowlesi strain H
Lineage: Eukaryota; Apicomplexa; Aconoidasida; Haemosporida; Plasmodiidae
Exons: 2
Coding region: 1-747 (248 amino acids)
Source: RefSeq, a predicted model, not a curated record